AUGACGACUCGCCGACAACGACACAUCACCAUUGAUCCACAAUGUAGCAGUAUACUACACCCAGCUCCAGCACCACCGUCAUCAUCUUCUUUAGAUCCAGAGCCAGUCCGCAUCCUCACGUUGCGCUUGGUUGAGAGACUCCAAAGCGAAUGUUCUGCUUCGUUUGAGAAGCGCUGCAAGCGGGACACCUCUUUGAUCCAAGGAUUUCGGAAAAACAAGGGACUGGUGGCGGUGGCGAAGACCGACAAGCCUGGCGCCUCAGGUGAAGACGCUUCGAACAAGAUCCGGCCGCAUUGUUUCGGCUUAAGAUUAAUCAUAAUAUUGGUUUACAUUUUACAUUUUGAAUGUUCCCAAGCUGAGGAAGAAUUACAAGAAUAUGCUCCAAAAUAUGAUCAUCCAGGCUAUGCAUUCAGCUAUGGCGUAAAAGACUUGCACACUGGUGAUGUUAAGUCACAAUGGGAGUCACGGGAAGGUGAUACGAUCAAGGGUCACUAUAGUGUUCUCGAGCCUGAUGGAUCAAUUCGAACGGUUGACUAUACAGCCGAUUCUAAGAAUGGAUUCAAUGCCGUCGUUAAGACAGUUGGAGCAAAUUCUCAUCCCAUCACUGAUUCCCCUCAUUCGGAAUUGGGAAAUAACGACGACUCAUCACAGUCUAAGAUCAAUCAUUACAGUAAAGAUCAAGAACACAUAGUCUUGAGUUCUGAUUUGAGCCCAGGUAAAAAGCCCUUAGAAGAUCUAACACACUCCCAUCCCAAAGUGCCUAGUUUGAUUGAAUUACGUCCUCAAGCACGAAUAAAACAGAUACCAAUGGAAAUGGUUAUGCAAGGAAUGAAUGACAACCCGAAGAGCCCCAGGGAGGAAUAUCAUACGAAUAUGGAAAGUGAAUAUGGAUUCCAACCCAAGGCAGUGCCAUAUGAUAUUGAUGAGACCGAAUGGAAGGCAAUUGCAACUGCCGAUUCAAUACCACAUCAAUACUACCAAAAGCAGACUUAUCUCAAUGACAAUCUCCAAAUCGAAGAACAACUCCCACAUCUGCAGAAACCAAAGAAACGCCCUGAACUACUUCAUCCCAAUAAGAAACCUCAAACCGAGGUUCUUCAUACGAACUUUAUAUCUUCGAAGCCAGUAGCUCUGCGAAAUCACCACGCAGAGUAUCUCAAAAAUAAUUAUAAUAAUGGUGGAGGAGGAGGUGGUGGUGGUGUUUUAAAGAAAGGAGUCUACACAACACCCGGACUGAAAAACUACUCGACAUUCCCCAAACAAUAUAACAGUAAACAACAUCAUAGACCUCAAAAUGAUUAUGCCAAUUAUUUCCAACGCAAGCCGAAAAAUUUCCGAAAUCGAAAACCUUCAUCCGAAGUUGAAGGCCCCGUAGUUUUUCCGUCACCGUCGAGUGAAGACGAACAAACGGCCGCAUCAGCUCGAUUGGUGCAGUCAAUGAUCAAGAAGGACAAUAAGAAGUAUAUGGCGCCGAUGUACGCUAGACAUAACACCGAUGCAUUUAAGCGAGGAUUAUUCCUUUAAGACUUCUUUUUUUCAAUUUCCGACUUUCUUCCAUUUUUUUGUACAAUGUCGAGGGAAUUUCUGUACUAUUGCAUCUUUUUAUUUAUUUUUAUUUUAUAAGUUGUUUGAUUAAUUUUAUUAAAUUAUAGAUUGGA
Eupeodes corollae is the source of this 1658-nucleotide messenger RNA. RefSeq lists its product as uncharacterized. The transcript is spliced from 4 exons. Bases 1 to 1524 code for a protein of 507 amino acids. Gene Ontology annotation, cellular component: extracellular matrix. NCBI's taxonomy places the organism in Eukaryota, Metazoa, Arthropoda, Insecta, Diptera, Syrphidae. The record is from RefSeq and is a predicted model, not a curated record.